AUGAGCAACGGCGCGUCGGUGGGAGAGUUCGUUCUGCUGGGAGUUCCGCAGACGGAAGGACUGGAGGCCGGGCUCUUGGCCCUCUUCUCCUUCCUCUACCUCCUCACCCUGCUGGGGAAGCUGCUCAUCUUCACCACCAUCCCUUCUUCUCCCACCCUGCACACCCCCAUGUAUUUCUUCUUGGGACUCUUCUCGGUGUUUGGCGUGCUCUUCCCUAAGAUGCUGCCCUCCCUCUACGGACAGAGCCGUGCCAUCUCUUUCCAGGGUUGUGCGGCCCAGCUCUUCUUCUACCAUUUUCUGGGUGCGACUGAAGGGUGCCUGUACUCUGUGAUGUCUUACGAUCGCUUCGUGGCCAUCCGCCACCUUUGCGGUACAUGCUCAUCAUGAAGCCCUGCGGCCCGGCUGGUGGGGAGCCUUCAGGCCUCCAUCCUCGCUGCCUUUACCUUCAGGCUAACGUACUGGGGCCCCAGCCUCGUGGACUACUUCUUCUGCCACAUGCCUGCGGUUUUGCCCCUGGCGUGCUCUGACAGCUCCUUGGCCCACAAGGUGGGCUCCAUUGGCGUUGGCUUUCUGGCGUUGUUGCUCCUCUCUGCGUGUGUCUCCUACACGCACUUGGGCGUUGCCGUGCUGAAGGUGCGCUCGGCAGAGGGCAGGCAGAAGGCGUUCUCCCCCUGCAGCGCCCACCUGGCUGUGAUCAUCAUCCACCUGCGGCCCGCGAUCAUCGUCUACCUGUGGCCCUUGCCCGACCCCCUGCUCGGCGCUGUGGGGCAAAUGCUAAACAACACCGUCUCCCCCGUGCUCAACUCAUUCAUCCACUCCUUGAGGAACAAGCAAGUGAAAAGAUGGUUGCAAAGGGUGCUGGAAAGCGCAGUCCUCCGCGCGAGGGAAUGA
Perognathus longimembris pacificus (Pacific pocket mouse) is the source of this 891-nucleotide messenger RNA. RefSeq names its product olfactory receptor 148-like. Gene Ontology annotation, cellular component: membrane. Gene Ontology annotation, molecular function: olfactory receptor activity. The record is from RefSeq and is a predicted model, not a curated record. Gene Ontology annotation, biological process: G protein-coupled receptor signaling pathway. Lineage: Eukaryota; Metazoa; Chordata; Mammalia; Rodentia; Heteromyidae.